AUGAACCAUAUGAAUCAAAAGACGGAGGGGUAUGACAUGUUCCUUCCAGACGGGGGUUUUAUACAUGAAAUUUAUCCGCAGGAAUUCAUCGUCUGCGGCUCCUCGUGCCCUGUAGGCUGCGACAAUCGACGUCCACAAAGCUGUACACCUUGCGAAUCUGGGUGCUUUUGUAAAAACGGCUUGGUGUUUCUGAAUUCGACAGAUUGGAGAAACUCUGAUUGUGUGCGGUUCGAUGAAUGUCCUGACUUCACUCAGGAGAAGUCUGAACAGACAACAGUGGAGUCGAUAACGACAAUGUCCGAGUCAGCCAAUACAGACGAAAAAGGACUAGUAAUAUCGAAAACUCGGUUGGGAGCAAUCGGGCGCCCCAGAUCUCAUUCUCGAUCGACCGUCUCUACAGUUUGCCCUGCCGUGACAUUAGAUGUUGGUGGAAGGUCCUGCGCGACUGAUGCUGAUUGUCCAGAUGAACAGCGUUGUUGUCGUCCGGUGAUUCUGUCAUUGGCAGUAAAUCCCCAGCGAUGCACCUGCCCCGAUCCAAACGCGAUCUGGACAGCUUGUGGUAGCCUUUGUCCGGAGUAUUGUGGGCAACCUGGAGUUCCACAUUGCUCGUCUACCUGCAAUCCUGGAUGUCACUGUGCUCCUGGCUAUGUGAAAAGCAGAAACGACGUCACAGCUCCAUGUGUUCCACAAAAAUUGAUUUGUUUGGGUUUUUUCUGCUGCAUCAGAAGAAAUUUCAUUAUAUCUAUCGCUUCAGCCAAUAGUGACGAACCCCGCGCAACGAUGAAAGAAAUUCCGGUUACACCCAAGGAUCCGUUCUCGGAUCAGCAGCUAGCGACAGCAAAUCUGAUUCCAUCUCAAAAGCUCGUGAGCGGAAGGUUCAGCUUCACGCAGAUCAGCGCCAGCAAUCUCCGGAUAAGCGGUGAGCAAACUGGUCUUCCUCGUGGUGAGCACGCUGUAUUAAUCCAUCAUUUUGGUGAUCUGUCAGACGGUUGUAGUCAUCUUGGGCCUCCCUUCAUUUUCAAGGGCCUUUUUGAGAUAUUUAAUUCAGUCGACGAUUCUUCGACGGCUACUUUUGAUCGUGUUGUCGACUGGCCAAUUACCGAUGUUGUGGGGCGUUCCAUCGCCAUUUACAGGUAA
This is a messenger RNA of Haemonchus placei, 1137 nucleotides long. Lineage: Eukaryota; Metazoa; Nematoda; Chromadorea; Rhabditida; Trichostrongylidae. The record is from the annotation of a GenBank genome assembly.